AUGCGUAUGCAACACUAUGCUAUUUUUCUACAAGGAUAUAAUUACGAAAUUGAGUACCGAAAAUCUGAGAGGCAUGCGAAUGCGGAUUGCUUAUCCAGACUUCCCGUGGACGCGCCACAAACGGUAGCGGAUACGGUAGAUGCGUAUCAAUUGGAAGUAAUCAAAACCUUACCUGUAACGGCGAGUAGAAUAGAGAUAGAAACACGAAAGGAUAAAACAAUAAGAGAAUUACUAGAAGCAUUACAGACCGGGAAAGUAAUACACAAAUCAAAGCGUUUUAAUAUCGAGCAAAACGAGUUUAGUUUACAAAACAAUGUAAUUAUGCGUAGAUCGCGUGUCUACAUUCCAAAAACGUUACAAGCUGAAGUAUUAAAAGAAUUGCAUUUAGGACACUUUGGAGUAGUAAAAAUGAAAGGGUUGGCUCGUAGCCAUUGUUGGUGGCCAGCCAUUGAUAAAGACAUAGAAAAUUUGGUUCGAAAUUGUGCAAACUGUAAUAGUCAUAAGAACAAUCCUCCAAAGGUGGAAGUACAUUUAUGGGAAGCGCCAUCAGCGCCAAUGCAACGCGUACAUGUUGAUUUUGCGGGGCCAUUUUUAGGAAAAAUGUUCUUGCUCAUGGUCGACGCUUUUUCAAAAUGGCCCGAGGUACAUAUAGUCCAAGACAUUACUGCAAAAACGACAAUUGCAAAGUGUCGAGGAAUGUUUGCAGCAUACGGAUUACCAAAAGUAAUAGUAACCGAUAACGAAAACGACCACUAUUAUUGGGAUUCUGAACAGUCUCGGGAACCGGUACGCUCGAACAGUCCUGUAACGCUAGACACGGAGAAUCCUCCGGAGGUGCUAGAUAAUGUUGCGCCAGUUUCCUCACAGACCAACCAAGAUGUUAAUAGGGAAACUAUAUUAGAAACUCAGCGUCGCUCUGCUAGAACUAAGAGACGCCCAGACUUCUUUUCCGAGCGUACAGAGAAGUAG
Molecule: messenger RNA, 969 nt
Organism: Nylanderia fulva
Lineage: Eukaryota; Metazoa; Arthropoda; Insecta; Hymenoptera; Formicidae
Source: RefSeq, a predicted model, not a curated record